Messenger RNA from Rattus rattus (black rat), 2555 nucleotides. It is a transcript of the gene Gpd2, whose product is annotated as glycerol-3-phosphate dehydrogenase 2. The transcript is spliced from 17 exons. NCBI's taxonomy places the organism in Eukaryota, Metazoa, Chordata, Mammalia, Rodentia, Muridae. Gene Ontology annotation, biological process: glycerol-3-phosphate metabolic process. The record is from RefSeq and is a predicted model, not a curated record. Bases 344 to 2527 code for a protein of 727 amino acids. Gene Ontology annotation, molecular function: calcium ion binding; glycerol-3-phosphate dehydrogenase (quinone) activity. Gene Ontology annotation, cellular component: glycerol-3-phosphate dehydrogenase (FAD) complex; mitochondrion.
CGGGUUGGGAGGGGGUGCAAGUGGGAAGCCUGUGGCUCCGCAGCCUGGGAUCUCCGCCUCCCCCCACCUGUACAAGGCCCGGCCCGCUGGGUCAGCGCUCAGCAUCCCACUCUUGCUAAUUGAGUUUGGUCUUCUGUGCGGGUCCCGCGUGCUAACAUUCAGGCCCGGGGUCUAGAGGCCUGGAGAGUCCCGCUGGGGUAUCCGGGCCGAGAGCUGCAGGCCGAAUCCCUAGGGUCCCCCGACUCCUAGACGCCUUUCUAGGCCCAGGGAAGCCUGGCGACUGGGAGGCGCGGAGGAGGGGACGCCGGAUCUGAGGGCGCGCGACGCGUGAUCAGGCUGAGCAAUGGCGUUUCAAAAGGCAGUGAAAGGGACUAUUCUUAUGGGUGGAGGAGCUCUGGCCACUGUUUUUGGACUCUCUCAGUUUGCUCACUACAGAAGGAAGCAAGUAAGCCUGGCGUAUGUGGAAGCAGCAACAUGCUUCCCAGAGCCCGUGAUCAGGGAGAUUCCUUCCAGAGAAGCUCAGCUCAUGACUCUGCAGAACACAUCGGAAUUUGACAUCCUCGUCAUUGGAGGAGGAGCCACAGGAUGUGGCUGUGCGCUAGACGCUGUCACCAGAGGACUGAAAACAGCCCUUGUAGAGAGAAAUGACUUCGCAUCAGGGACUAGCAGCAGAAGCACUAAAUUGAUCCAUGGUGGCGUACGAUACCUCCAGAAGGCCAUCACGAACUUGGAUGUUGAACAGUAUAGGAUGGUGAAAGAGGCCCUUCAUGAACGUGCCAACUUACUAGAAAUCGCUCCCCAUCUAUCAGCUCCGCUGCCUAUAAUGCUGCCACUUUAUAAGUGGUGGCACUUACCUUAUUACUGGGUGGGAAUCAAGAUGUAUGAUCUGGUUGCAGGAAGUCAUUGCCUGAAGAGCAGUUAUGUCCUCAGUAAAUCCAGAGCCCUUGAGCAUUUCCCCAUGCUCCAGAAGGACAAGCUGGUCGGAGCCAUUGUCUACUAUGAUGGACAGCACAAUGACGCACGGAUGAACCUCGCCAUCGCCCUCACCGCUGCCAGGUACGGGGCUGCCACGGCCAAUUACAUGGAGGUGGUGAGCUUGCUCAAGAAGACAGACCCCGAAACUGGGAAAGAGCUCGUGAGUGGUGCCCGGUGCAAGGACAUGCUCACAGGGCAUGAGUUUAACGUGAGAGCCAAAUGCGUUAUCAAUGCCACCGGCCCUUUCACAGACUCCGUGCGCAAAAUGGAUGAUGAAGAUGUUGUUCCCAUCUGCCAGCCCAGUGCGGGGGUCCACAUUGUGAUGCCCGGGUACUACAGCCCCGAGAACAUGGGACUUCUUGAUCCUGCAACCAGUGAUGGCAGAGUUAUUUUCUUCUUGCCUUGGGAGAAGAUGACAAUUGCGGGUACCACCGAUUCGCCAACGGACGUCACGCACCAUCCUAUUCCUUCGGAAGACGACAUUAACUUCAUCUUAAAUGAAGUGCGGAACUACCUGAGUUGUGACGUUGAAGUGAGAAGAGGGGAUGUCCUGGCAGCAUGGAGUGGCAUUCGCCCGCUCGUUACCGAUCCCAAGUCUGCAAACACUCAGUCCAUCUCUCGAAAUCAUGUUGUGGAAGUCAGCGACAGUGGCCUCAUCACAAUAGCAGGUGGGAAGUGGACCACAUAUCGCUCCAUGGCAGAAGAUACUGUGAACAAAGCUGUCCAGCUUCACAACUUGAAUGCAGGACCCAGUAGGACCGUUGGGCUCUUCCUUCAAGGAGGCCAAGACUGGAGCCCCACACUCUACAUCAGGCUUGUCCAGGACUAUGGGCUUGAGAGUGAGGUUGCACAACACCUGGCCAAAACCUAUGGUGACAAGGCUUUCGACGUGGCCAAAAUGGCAAGCGUGACUGGAAAACGGUGGCCUGUUGUUGGAGUGCGUCUUGUGUCAGAAUUUCCGUACAUCGAAGCAGAGGUGAAAUAUGGGAUUAAGGAGUACGCAUGCACGGCAGUUGACAUGAUUUCACGUCGCACCCGCCUGGCCUUUCUCAAUGUUCAGGCUGCAGAGGAAGCCCUGCCCAAGAUUGUUGAUAUAAUGGGAAGAGAAUUGAACUGGAGUGAAUUGAGGAAACAGGAAGAACUUGAAAUAGCCACGAGGUUUCUGUACUAUGAAAUGGGCUAUAAGUCUCGAACAGAACAACUGACAGAUAGUACUGAAAUCAGCCUGCUGCCUCCAGACAUCGAUAGGUACAAGAAGAGAUUUCACAUGUUUGAUGAAGACGAAAAAGGCUUCAUUACCAUUGUUGAUGUUCAGCGUGUGCUAGAGAGUAUCAAUGUACAAAUGGACGAAGACACACUACAUGAAAUUCUCUGUGAAGUAGACUUGAACAAGAAUGGUCAGGUUGAGCUCCAUGAGUUUCUGCAGCUGAUGAGCGCAGUUCAUACGGGAAAGGUGUCUGGAAGCCGGCUCGCCAUCCUCAUGAAGACUGCCGAGGAGAACUUGGACCGUAGAGUUCCAAUCCCCGUGGAUCGUAGUUGUGGAGGAUUGUGAGUCUGACCAAUAAAUCCACAACCAACAA